This is a messenger RNA of Sphenostylis stenocarpa, 528 nucleotides long. NCBI's taxonomy places the organism in Eukaryota, Viridiplantae, Streptophyta, Magnoliopsida, Fabales, Fabaceae. The record is from the annotation of a GenBank genome assembly.
AUGAUAGAAUAUAAUGUGUGGGGAAGAAUGUGUAAGUUGUGCACUUUACAUGAGGAAUGUUAUUCUGAUUGUGUGAUUGAUGAGUUUGAUACUUGUUGUGUGUAUGAGGAAUGGACUAGUAUUGUAAGACCACCCAGGAGACCUACUUCUGAUCCUCCUUCUGUAGAUAUGAGUCAGAUGGCUCAUGCCAUGGAGGUUGUGGCGACAUCUAUGAGGCAGAGCCUCAAUUUUAUGCAGCAACAGGCUACGAAUCAGGCGGCUGCUACCGCCCAAGCAACCGCUACUGCCGCAACAGUGCCACCACCUGAGUACCAGCUGAGUGGACCAUCGUGGGUGGCCCCAACACCAUCUGUUGUAAGGUGUUACCGGUGUGGGGGACCACAUCUCAUGAGCCAGUACCCGCAGCUUGGCCAGGUGGGCCAGAAGAUAUGUUAUACAUGCAGGCAGCCGGGACAUUUUGCUAGGGAGUGCCCCACUACUCAGAGUGGAGCGGCAUCUUCCGCAGCUAGUGCAGGGCUGAGGCACUAG